CCCACUCCAGACAGCAGAUGGCGAUGGGCGUCUUUCAGGUGCUGCUUCUUCCGUGACGUAUAAUGGACUGGACGGACGCUUCUUCAGGAACAACAAGGCGGCUACUCUUUCAACCACCUCUUUAGCUUGCUAGACAACAUAAAACUGAAAGAUUGACGCUUUAGAUCAUCUUAAUGUACAUUAUCUAAUCUCAGUGUUUUAAACACAAAUCUGUUGACGCAUUAACUGGUUAACUGUAACCUAAUUUGCAAACUUGUUAUAUAUUGAUACUGAGGUUAGCACUAGGCAAGUCGCUAAUAAUAGCUAACUAGCUAGCUAGCUACCAUCCCUUACCAUGAGCUCACUAAACUACUCAUCCCCUGCUAAAGAAGAGGAGGUUUGCCGUCCGGAGAAAGAAGCUCUGGCGCUGAACAUUGUCAUGGAAGAUGAAGAGGAGGAUGUUACAGUGAAAGAAGAGAAAGAACCUUUUAGAAUGAAAAAGGAGGAAGAUGAGACUGUUAUAGUGAAGGAAGAAGAUGCUGUUAUAGUGAAAGAAGAGAAAGAAUAUUUCAGAAUGAAAAAGGAGGAAGAGGAGGCUGUUAUAGUGAAAGAAGAUAAUGAACAUUUUGGAGAGGAAGGGGAUGCUAUCUCAAUAAAGGUGAAGGGGGAAGACGUUUUGGCAGUGAAAGAGGAAGAGACAGAAUAUCAGAUUAACACCAGAGAGAGACAUGACUAUCGUGGAUCCUCUGGGAAGCCUCAACAACAUCCUGAUGCUGGCAAGGCUGAGAAGAGUCUCUCCAGAUCAGAACACCAGAUGGACAACGCUAGCCCUUCCUCCCUCCUGGAGUCCCCGUGUCAUGCCUUUCCCGGUAGCGCCUUACUGCUGGGUAUAAAGAGGUUGUCUGUGCUGCUGGUGGACUGCAGGAAAACAACGGGGCUGAGUGGAACUGUGAGAGGAGGAGAAGAGAAGAAAGGAUCAGAUUUGACACAUCAAAGAGAAAGACCAGACUCAGAGGAACCAGAGCCAGGGACGUCCAAACCAGCAAGACGACACCAGUGCUCCCAGUGUGAAAAGAGUUUUAACCACAUACGUAACCUGAAAACACAUAAGAGAAUACACACAGGGGAGAAGCCUUACCACUGCUCCCAGUGUGGAACGGGUUGUAACCGGUUAAGGGACCUGAAACAACACGAGAGAAUACACACAGGGGAGAAGCCUUACCACUGCUCCCGGUGUGGAAAGAGUUUUACCCAGUUAUGUAACCUGAAAACACAUGAGCGUAUACACACAGGGGAGAAGCGUUACCACUGCUCCCAGUGUGGAAAGAGUUAUACAACAUUUGGGAGCCUGAAAAUACAUGAGAGAAUACAUACAGGAGAAAAGCUGUACCACUGCUCCCAGUGUGGAAAGAGUUUUAACCAGAAAGGAUACCUGAAACAACAUGCGAGAAUACACACAGGGGAGAAGCCUUACCACUGCUCCCAGUGUGGAAAGAGUUUUAACCAGAAAGCCCACCUGAACCAACAUGAGAGAAUACACACAGGGGAGAAGCCUCACCACGGCUCCCAGUUUGAAAAGGGUUUUAACAAGUUAAGGGACCUGAAACGACAUGAGAGAAUACAGACGGGGGAGAAGCCUCACCACUGCUCCCAGUGUGGAAAGAGUUUUACAAUGUUGGGGAGCCUGAAAAUACAUGAGCGGAUGCAUACAGGAGAAAAGCCGUACCACUGCUCCCAGUGUGGAAAGAGUUUUACAACGUUAGGGAGCCUGAAAAUACAUGAGAGAAUGCAUACAGGAGAAAAGCCGUACCACUGCUCCCAUUGUGGAAAGAGUUUUACCCACUUAAGUAACCUGAAAACACACGAUAGAAUACACACAGGGGAGAAGCCCUACAACUGCUCCCAGUGUAGAAAGAGUUUUACCCACUUGUGUAACCUGAAAACUCAUGAACGAAUACACACAGGGGAGAAGCCUUACCACUGCUCCCAUUGUGAAAAGAGUUUUACAGAGUUAGGUAACAUGAGAAAACAUGAGAUAAAACACAGAGGAGAUCAAGAUGUUGGCUUCUGAACAGCAUGACAUCGGGAAGAUGAAGGCUUCUGAACAGUGGGACAGAUAAAGGUCCAAUACAUGGUGGGUCAGUAGUCCCCAGAGACUCUGAAUGUGUCUUGACUUUCCAGUGUUUUCCGUACUCCGUAUAUCAUAUUUUGUAUAUCGUACUCUGUCCUCAAUUUGAGAGAAAAAAUCCAAUUAGAGCAGUUUUUCCUCAACUCGGUCCUUGGGGGAUGAUCAGCUUUACUAUUGAUCAUAGAUUGUAGAUUCCAUCAAUGUAAUUGUCUGCAUCAUUUCCAAUUACCCAUAUAUUUUGGGGGGUAAAUGUACAUAUAUACUGUUAUCUCAGAAUGAUGUUGGGGAUAAUUAGGUAGUAAACUCCACCAGAAAUACAUUAACAUGUAUGACUUUAAGUUAAACAAUAAUUUUCACUCAUGACUACUGGUUUCAAUUGACAUUUUCAUCAAACUAACAAGCAAAUAUUUUAUGAAUUUAUUGUUACAAAUCAACUUGCAAGGUUUCUAGCUAACUAGCCUGCUAACGUUAGCCUUACCAGCCUGCUAACGUUAGCCUUACCAGCCUGCUAACGUUAGCCUUACCAGCCUGCUAACGUUAGCCUUACCAGCCUGCUAACGUUAGCCUUACCAACCUAACGUUAGCCUUACCAGCCUGCUAACGUUAGCCUUACCAACCUGCUAACGUUAGCCUUACCAACCUGCUAACGUUAGCCUUACCAGCCUGCUAACGUUAGCCUUACCAGGCUGCUAACGUUAGCCUUACCAGCCUGCUAACGUUAGCCUUACCAGCCUGCUACUGUUCAAAACUUUUAGAACACCUAAUUUUUUCAUGUACUCUGAAAUUAAAGCAUCGAACAAAUAAACAAUUGGAGACAAAAUGAAUAAAUAAUGGAAUCUUUUUAUUUAUCAAAAUGUAAUCAACAUUUUUUGACUCAGAGCCGCACAUCAGGGUAUAAUCACCCUCUAGGAGCUCCAAGCUGUCUUCAUCAGGGUAUAAUCACACUCUAGGAGCUCCAAGCUGUCUUCAUCAGGGUAU
Messenger RNA from Oncorhynchus mykiss (rainbow trout), 3085 nucleotides. Lineage: Eukaryota; Metazoa; Chordata; Actinopteri; Salmoniformes; Salmonidae. The record is from RefSeq and is a predicted model, not a curated record.